AAGAGCACCUGAUUGAAAAUAAGUUAUAAAAGAGACCCUUAUUUGCAAUCAAUUGAAAAACUUGUUUCUUGUCAAAUAGGUUUCCUUCCCUUUUUAUCCUUCACUCAAGUUCCAGUCUCUGAUCUCCGUUUGCAUUCUCUCUCAGCUUUCCGGUCGAAGAAUCAUUCAAUUUAAGGGGAAAAAGAAGAAGAAAAAAAAACCAAACAUGUCGAAAUCGGUGAUUGAAACGCCUCCGAAGGGUGGGUUUAGCUUCGAUCUUUGUAAAAGAAACGAGAUGCUUUCAAAGAAAGGCGUUAAUCCACCGUCAUUUCGUAAAACGGGUACCACUAUUGUUGGCUUGAUCUUCCAGGAUGGUGUAAUUCUUGGAGCAGACACUAGAGCAACUGAAGGACCUAUAGUUUGCGAUAAGAAUUGUGAGAAAAUUCAUUACAUGGCCCCAAACAUUUACUGUUGUGGAGCUGGAACUGCUGCUGACACAGAGGCAGUAACUGACAUGGUCAGUUCACAGCUCCAGUUACACCGCUAUCAUACUGGUAGAGAGUCCAGGGUUGUGACAGCAUUGACCCUUCUCAAGAGACACCUUUUCAACUACCAAGGCUAUGUUUCUGCUGCUUUGGUACUUGGUGGUGUAGAUGUCACUGGGCCUCAUUUGCAUACUAUAUAUCCCCAUGGGUCAACUGACACAUUGCCAUUUGCUACAAUGGGUUCUGGUUCCCUGGCAGCAAUGGCAGUAUUUGAAUCAAAAUACAGGGAAGGCCUUACUAGAAACGAAGGAAUAGAACUUGUCACUGAGGCUAUAUGCUCUGGUAUCUUCAAUGACCUCGGAAGUGGAAGCAAUGUUGAUAUUUGUGUAAUAACUAAGGGUGGCAAAGAAUACUUGAGGAACCAUCUACAACCUAAUCCUCGAACUUACACCAGCUCCAAAGGCUAUUCUUUUCCCAAGAAGACAGAGGUCCUCUUGACAAAAAUCAUACCGCUUAAGGAGAAAGUGGAGAUCAUCGAAGGAGGCGACGCCAUGGAAGAAUGAAGCACUUAUGUAACUGAUGAUUAGUAUAUCAACUCUCUAGCUUUCAUUUAUGCUCUAUCAAAGAACUAUUUUCUGAUCAGUGUUGUGCAAUUGCUCAUCUGUUUGACCUAAGAUUUUGUUGGUAAUCAAACCUUUUGAGUUUGUUUUAA
Molecule: messenger RNA, 1176 nt
Organism: Gossypium raimondii (Peruvian cotton)
Lineage: Eukaryota; Viridiplantae; Streptophyta; Magnoliopsida; Malvales; Malvaceae
Product: proteasome subunit beta type-7-A
Exons: 9
Coding region: 206-1027 (273 amino acids)
Cellular component (GO): proteasome core complex
Molecular function (GO): threonine-type endopeptidase activity
Source: RefSeq, a predicted model, not a curated record